UACCAAACCGCCCAACCUAUAUGAAACCGUGGCGUUGUUCCGCCGUCUUACAAAAAUUAGGGGCUCAAAGUACAUCGUUGCAACCAUAGGGGUCCAUGUAUAAAUUCGGUUUCUCGCACGUGAUAAGAUCUAGCAAUUUUCUAUGUUCCGUCACUUUGAUAUCCUUAAUUAACUUAACCCCGUGUCCCACGGAAGUGGAACUCCUCAAUUUCCACUUAAAGAGAAGUCUCAUCGCCCAUUCCGAAUAGGAGGAGAAUUGAACUGAAAUGGCUGCGGCGUUUUCUUCACUUGUUGGACAGCCACGGGCCAUACUUUCAGCUUCUCCGACAGUCAGUUUUAGUCAAAUCCGGAAACCGGCGAAUUUCCCCUUGCAAAACUCAAGGUUUCUUUUGGUGAAUUCAAGCUCUGUCCCUCGAACUUGUACCAUGGCUAUGGUUGGAGACGAUAAAGUUGAUCCUGCUAGAGAUGACCACUCAAUUAAUUGGCCUUCCUAUGAUCAUCCAAAGGUUGUUGAUGCUACUCCAGGGUUUCAGGAGCGAGAUUUCACGGCCACCCCGUACAUUCCCGUAUAUGUUAUGCUACCUAUGGGCAUCAUCAAUAUGGAAUGUGAAAUUGUGGACGCUAAUAAUCUGGUUAACCAACUAAAGAUCUUGAAGUCAGCUAAGGUGGAUGGGGUUGUCGUGGAGUGCUGGUGGGGUAUAGUGGAGGCACAAACCCCACAAAGAUAUAAUUGGAGUGGUUACAAGAGGCUUUUUGAAAUUGUUCGAGAUCUUAACUUAAAACUGCGGGUGGUAAUGUCAUUCCAUGAAUGCGGAGGAAAUGUCGGUGAUGAUGUUCAUAUUCCUCUUCCACAAUGGGUUACAGAAAUUGGUUAUAGAAAUCCUGACAUAUUUUUUACCGACAAAGAUCUAAGAAGAACCCAUGAAUGUCUCACCUGGGGAGUUGACAAUGAGCGUGUUUUAGGAGGACGAAUUGCUCUUGAGGUUUACUUUGAUUUCAUGAGAAGCUUCCGCGUGAAGUUCGAUGAGUUCUUUGAAAAUGGAGUCAUCUCUGAGAUUGAAAUUGGACUUGGUCCAUGUGGAGAAUUGCGAUACCCUUCUCAUCCUGUAAAACUUGGUUGGAAAUAUCCUGGUAUUGGUGAAUUUCAGUGCUAUGAUAAGUACUUGUUAAAUAGCUUGAAAAAGACAGCGGAGGCAUCCGGAGGCUCAUCCUGUGGUAAAGUACCUUGGAAUGCAGGUUCUUACAAUUCGAAACCACAAAACACCGAGUUUUUUCGUGAUGGUGGAGAAUAUAAUAGCAUUUAUGGUAGAUUUUUCUUGAAAUGGUACACUCAAGUUUUAAUUGAUCAUGGUGAUCAAGUACUUGGCUUGGCAAAUUUGUGUUUUAAAGGCACUCCUAUAGCAGCAAAGCUACCAGGAAUCUAUUGGUGGCGCAACGAUAAGAAUGGUGCAGCUGAAUUAACAGCUGGCUUUUACAGCGUUAAGUGUCGUGAUGGCUAUUCUCCAAUUGCGUUAAUGUUAAAGAAGCAUGGGGCAGCUCUGAAUUUCACAUGUCUUGAAUUGCACACAGUUUAUCGGGAUAUUGACUUUCCAGAAGCAUUAGCUGACCCGGAAGGACUAGUUUGGCAGGUGCUAAAUGUUGCAUGGGAAGCCUACAUACCGGUUGCUGGUGAGAAUACAGGUCCAUGCUACCAUAGAGAAGGCUACAACAAGAUCUUGGAAAAUGCGAAGCCUAGGAAUGAUCCAUUUGGUAGACACUACAUAUCUGGGUUUACCUACCUCAGGCUGAGCCCAACUCUACUGGAGAAACACAAUUUCAUGGAGUUUGAACGAUUUGUGCAGAAGAUGCAUGGUGUACAAUGUAACUAUCUGAGUUGGAGUCAUUUCUGGAAUCUGGAAUAAAUUCCUGUGGCAGCCCCAGGAAUUUAAGGGUCAUUCCAUAUUUCGAAGUUAUGACAACGUCUGAGUUCUUUAUUGUUAGAGAUUGAUAAUGUCCUGACUGUCAUAUUUGUUCAAAAUGCGACCUCAAAAUCACUUCCUUUUUAGGAUUUGUUUUUUUUCCUUUGAAAGAUAGGUAUCUUAUAUUGCACCAGUGAUUUAACAAAUUCAUUUUGCAGUGUCA
Nicotiana attenuata is the source of this 2121-nucleotide messenger RNA. RefSeq names its product beta-amylase 2, chloroplastic-like. The coding region runs from base 267 to 1901 and encodes 544 amino acids. Lineage: Eukaryota; Viridiplantae; Streptophyta; Magnoliopsida; Solanales; Solanaceae. Gene Ontology annotation, biological process: polysaccharide catabolic process. Gene Ontology annotation, molecular function: beta-amylase activity. The record is from RefSeq and is a predicted model, not a curated record. The transcript has 9 exons.